GUUCCAAAAAGUGAUUCAGAAUUAUGUAAGUAUGUGACUAAGUAUCAAACACACUCUCAUACAUCUUAUUGCCAGAAUCGACUUACAAGAUGUAGGUUUCACUUUCCACAUCCAGUGUCACCAGAUACAAAAAUUGUCCAAAACAUAGACAUGUCUAAAUCAAACAAAGGUAAAUUUUAUGUUCUUAGAAGGAAUGAUCAGUCUACUAUGAUUAAUCCAUAUAAUCCUGUUGUAUUACGGCAUUGGCGUGCCAAUAUGGAUGUCCAACUUGUCUGUAAUGCAGAGGGAGUGGCAUACUAUGUCUGCAGUUAUUUGUGCAAGUCUGAGCCAGAGGAUUUAAAAUCGGCAUUAGGCAACCUGAUUCUUAAUGUAUUUAAACAAAAUCCAGAUUUGGAAAAGCACAAAAAAUUAUUACAAAUUGGUUUAUGUGUUCUUAAGCACCGUCGUCUUAGCUCGCAAGAGGCGGCAUAUCGUCUAGGUGAUUUAAACUUGCUUCACACUAGCCGCUCUUUUGUAAAUUUAAAUACUAGAUUACCAGAAAAAAGAUUUCGACUUCUCGAAGGAGCUCAAGAAAUAGCUUUGCUUGACAAUAAUAGCACUGAUAUAUUUCAUUCCAAUAUGUUAGAUUAUUAUCAGAAUAGGCCUUCAAGUAUUGAAGCAAUGUCAUAUUUUAAAUUUGCAUCAUUAUACGUUAAAGCUCAACCCUUGAAAGAGAACUCGCGCACAAAUGCAAGUGAAAGAAUUUACAUUCAAAAGUAUGAUAUAUACGUACAUGAGACCCCAAAAAAGUCCAAAAAUAAUAAGAUUUACAAACUUGCCACUCCACAGUGAUGAUUACUAUUACAGUUUACUACUGAUGUUACUUCCUCAUCGAGAUGAAAAGGAAUUGACUCGUGAUUUCCCAAGUGCUAAAGAAGCAUUUCUUGCCAAACGCCAUCUUUUUGAUGUUUCUGUCCCUUAUGAAAAAUUUUCAUUUGUUGAAAAAAUAGAGACUAUUAUGCGUCGUAUACAAAUGUGUGAACAGGAACUAGAAAACAGCCAGAUUGAUUUUCACUUGCAAGAAAAUAGUACUAGAAUACAGUCUUUUGAAAGUUUGUGUUCAUAUAAAAUAAAUGAAGUGUCGCAUGUUACACAAACUGAUAGCUUAGCUACAUCAUAUUUACCAUUUACUUCACAAGAACAAUUGCAUAUGCAUUCUUUACAGUGCUCAAUGUCAUUUGCGGACUAUGAAGCAUGUGUUAGUAAGUUGUCAGAGACUCAAUUAUUUUCUCUUAAUAUAAUUAAAAAUCAUUUUCAAACAAAUCAGAAAAAUUCAUUUCAUUUAUUUAUAACUGGUGGUGCUGGCACUGGUAAAUCUUUUUUAUCGAAAGUAAUAAUCGCAUUUUUAGAACUUUACACAUCUUGCAUUCCUGGGGCUAACCCUGUUUUGGUUUGUGCACCUACUGGUACUGCUGCUAAUGUCAUUGUAGGUCAAACGAUACAUUCUGCAUUUAAGAUUCCAGUAUCUAAUUAUGGAGAAUAUCAACCAUUAUCACCCUUUUGUUUGUCACAGCUGAGAAACAUGUAUGUCACUAUUCAUACACUAAUUAUAGAUGAAAUUAGUAUGGUCAGUAGCACUAUGCUCACUUAUAUCAGUAGAAGAUUAAGUGAUAUUAAACAAUGUGAAUUACCCUUUGGAGGAUUAAACGUAAUAGCUAUUGGUGAUUUUUUUCAGCUCCGACCUGUGAAAGCAUCUUUUGUAUUUGAAAACACCAUUUUGUGGGAAUUAUUUAAGCCAAUUUUUCUGAAGGAAAACAUGCGUCAACGAGAUGACAAUCUUUAUGCCUCUUUGUUAAAUAGAGCUAGAGUUGGAGCAGAAUGAAACUUUUCAGUGCAAAGUUCUAAAAAAGUCUAAAGAGCUUCAACAGUACACAAACAAUGGUGUGCAGAUGAUGUUUUUCAACUUGGUCUGUGCAGAUAGAACUCAGUUUUACAGUUUAAGAGUUUACCAGAAACACAAGUUCAACAAUAUUUCUGUCGGAAGAUCUUAUAAAUUCAUCAAUGCUGUCAACAAAGGUCAAAACAAAUACUGGGUUGUUGCUAGCAGUUUGAUAGCAUUUACUUCUGGAGUUGAUGUGCCUGAACAAAUGGUAAAACAAAUUCCACUGUUACCCGAGGAACAACCAUUAACAGGGGUAAAGAGAAAACUGAACGAAGCAAGUUUAUCUGACGAAAGGUCAACAAUCACGGGAAAAAGUGUGCAGGCAUCACCAGUAAAGUAUAGACGAGAAAAUUUGGCCGUAAGAUUACUCAACAUUAAAGACCCAUCUGGAACCGCAAAAGUUUGCUUAUUUGGGGACAAUGCUGAGAUGAAUUUUGAAGUGGAUGAUGGCGUUGAAAUAAGUGGCCUGUACCGGAAAACUUACAUGGGAAAGCAGCAACUUACAUCAUCACGUGCCACAACUUGCAGAUUCCAAGACGUUGAAGGUAUUUCCAUUGCUCCAACAGACAUAAUGGAUGAUGACGACUUUCUCCCAGAUGACAGGUGUGGUAAAAAAAGCAUUAAAAUCCAAGUUACAGACAUAAUGGAUUUUGAUGUUUAUCACUGCUGUCCAUCCAGAGGAUGCUAUGACAAAAAAUUGGUAAAUAACAAAUGUCCGACAUGUGGAAGGGAAGAGGAGCAAGAGAAAAAAUCCUGUAGAGUUCAGCUACUGUACAGCACCUGUGAAAAAACUAACCAAAAGAUCACCAUUUGGAAAGGAACACUGUCUGACAUCAUUAAGCAAGAAAUUAAUCUUGCAUCUAAUGAUGACUUCUUGGAGCAGAUAUCCGGUCUUCUACCUAUUUCUUUUGAAGCUGAUAUCAUUGACAACAAAUUUGUAAACAUUAAGUAAUAUGCAUGUGUUGAAUAAUUUUGACAACUACCAAACAACAUUGCCUUUUUCUUGGCAUUGUAAAGUGUAUUUUCUAUUUUAGUUUUACUUACUUGUAUUACAUGUAACAUUAAGAAAUGUGCAUGAAAAUGUAUUUUUAGGUGUGACAAAUGCCUGACAAUUUUUUUAAUCUUGAAAUCAUUUAAAUGUACUACAUGUAACAUGAAGUAAUGUUCAUGAAAAUGUAUUUUUAGGUGUGACAAAUGCCUGACAAAAAUGUUUUUUUUUUUUAAUCUUAAAAUCAUUUAAAUGUACAACAUGUAACAUUAAGUAAUGUGCAUGAAAAUGUAUUUUGAGGUGUGACAAAUGCCUGACAAAAAUGUCUUUUUCUUAAUAUUUUAAAUGUACU
Saccostrea cuccullata (small rock oyster) is the source of this 3261-nucleotide messenger RNA. RefSeq lists its product as uncharacterized. The record is from RefSeq and is a predicted model, not a curated record. Gene Ontology annotation, biological process: telomere maintenance; DNA repair. The coding region runs from base 1929 to 2873 and encodes 314 amino acids. Gene Ontology annotation, molecular function: DNA helicase activity. The transcript is spliced from 5 exons. NCBI's taxonomy places the organism in Eukaryota, Metazoa, Mollusca, Bivalvia, Ostreida, Ostreidae.